CUCCUCAUACACCUGUCUAGUGAAUCUACGCUGCAGUCUCAAUGAGUCAACACCUGGAGAGUGAGUGCUGGGAUCAAACCGGCUGGGAUGAAGAUGGAGAGAGAGAGACAGAAAGAGUUGGCCGCUGCGCCUUUAAGGCUGCAUGUGGUCUACAUCUUGCUGCUCCCAUGGCAGGCUCCGGCGGUGCACGCUUUCAAAGUUUGACUGGGGAAUAGAGGUAGAAACGGCGGCGGCAUCGCUCCGUCGGGAAACAGACACAAGGCAAUCAUCUGAGAGGAGAGAAAAAGGACCACAAAAAAAAAGACCGCAGCUCGCAUGGGAGUGUCCGGCGAUAAGAACAAAGGGACAGAUGACUGAGCGGAUUUUCGAUUUAUAAAUGGAAAACAGAAGAAGGUUAAUGUAACAGCUGAAAGAAGGGACUCCCGGCCGGCUGCAGCAGCCUCCCCCUCAACCAUGCCGCCUGUUUCCCGCACGCUGUUGUUCGGCUUUAUAACGCUGCUGGUUGUGAUUUUGAUCAUUGAUGAUAUUGCAGAAGUGGAAGAAGAAACUGCAAAUACUGGACAUUCAAAGAAGAUGAGCUUGCACCGGCUCAUCCCAAAACCGCGCAGAAAGGCUGCAGCACACGUGGAUCCGACUGCUUUGACAAGAUCAAGUAAAGAUAUAAUAAAUCAUCAUCAUCAUCCGAGCUACAAUAACACUGCCAAGCUCUCGUCAAACAGCUGGACCUUCAACAGGACCCUCUCCAACCUCAUCAGGAAGAAUAUUCUGAGAUUCCUCGAUCCAGAGAGAGACAUCUCUAUUCUGAAAGGCACGUUGAAACCAGGGGAUAUCAUCCACUAUGUUUUCGACCGCCACAGCACCACAAACGUUUCAGAAAAUCUCUAUCGUCUUUUGCCAACUGUAUCCCCCAUGAAGAACCAGCAUCACAGGCGCUGCGCCAUUGUGGGAAACUCGGGGAUCCUUCUGAACAGCAGCUGUGGACCCGAGAUUGACUCUCAUGACUUUGUUAUCAGGUGUAACCUGGCACCAGUGGAGGAAUACUCUCGGGACGUUGGGUGGCGGACCAACUUGGUGACCAUGAACCCUUCAGUGGUGCAGCGGGCCUUCCAGGACCUCGUCAGUGAGAAGUGGAGGGAGCGCUUCUUGCAGCGGCUUAAGAGCCUCAGCGGCAGUGUGCUGUGGAUCCCAGCCUUUAUGGCCAAGGGGGGAGAGGAGCGUGUGGAGUGGGCCCUUCGUCUCAUCCUGCUGCACACUGUGGACAUACGCACUGCCUUCCCUUCGCUGCGCCUGCUCCACGCCGUCAGGGGGUACUGGCUGACCAACAACGUCCACAUCAAGCGUCCAACCACUGGGCUCCUCAUGUACACCUUGGCUACUCGCUUUUGUGAAGAGAUCCAUCUUUAUGGCUUCUGGCCCUUUCCACUCGACCCGCUUGGCAAACCAGUCAAAUACCACUACUACGACACUCUAAAAUAUGAGUACACCUCCAGCUCCAGUCCUCACACCAUGCCUUUGGAGUUCAGGACCCUAAGCACGUUGCACAGACAGGGGGCGCUCCGGCUCCACACUGGGACCUGUGUGGAGCCUGAAAGCAAAUAAUGAGUAGAAGACCUCCAUGGAAACCACUUUCUUAACUGAGCAAACUCUUUACAAACAGUUUUCUUGGUAGCAUACUUUUAUGAAACUUGAAUUAACUUAUUUUCAGUAACUGGGAUGAACUUUUUCUAUUUCGAGCUCUUUUUAGAGACUCGUUUGACUGCUGUGUUUUACCUUUAAUGAGAUUUCUAUGGCAACCUUUAAAAUAACAAGACCCUUUUUUCAUUAACUCCCUUCUGCUGGUGUUACCAACAGUUGAGAUCCUCUCAUGUCCAGCUUUUGGCCCCUUAUUAAAGCAGCCAAUUUAAAACUGUAGUAACAGUAAUUUAGGUUUCCAGCAGGGUUAUGAAUUAAGGGUAUUUGUGUUUUCAAACUUGGUCAUGAGACAACAUAAAUUUAUAUUUCCAGUUUAUGCCAUAGGUAAAGGGGUUGUUGUAAUUAACCCAGCAUGUUAACAGCAUGAAGAGUUGUUGAAUUAAUGGCUGUUGUGAGUUGCUAGUUGGGCCACAAGAUGGAAGCACUUAAUAAUCAGGGAGAUGGAUGAUGAAGAAAAAUGCUGGUCGACUUCAAACUUAUGUUAGUUUAAUAUGAUGAACCCUUCUGAUUCUGAUCUUUUUAGUGAUGAGUGAAUAUGAUGUUCACCUUGUAAUAGUCUAAAGAAUUUUACAGCAACAUACAAAAUUUUGUGCUUUUGUAGCUUAGAAACUGUGAUGAUACCCUAAAUGAUGAACACAUUUAAAAAGUCCAGUCAACCAGAACCUCCGUGUGAAACUGUUUGGUUACCUGGAGAGCCAAAUGAAUGAAUGGAAGCAUGUUGAACUAUACUCAAGUCCUGUGAGGAUAAAGAAGGACUGAAGCAGCUGUUCACAUAAGCCUGUUUACACAGACUCAGCCGACGGUUAACUCACUUUGUAAACCUUUCUCAAAGAGCACCAGCCCUGUCUCUGCACUGGAAAUGUUAGUGGUUAGCUCAGACUGUAGUUGUAAAGUGGUAGUAAGAAGAGAUUUGCUUAUUUUUAAAUGAAUGUAUCGGUGACAUUCUUACAAUUACUGUAAGAAAUGAGCCCCAUAACGUGCUUUAAAUGCAGUCACAUUUCAUUCCACUGAGAAGGGGAAGAGCUGAUAACUUGCCUUUAUUCAUUUGAGAUGGUAAAUUAAUAUACUUGUGUAGGGUGUUUGGGUUUGUAUUCAACCAAUAUAUACUGUAGCUUAAUAUAGAUUUUUGUGGAUUUGAAUGAAGCUGCCAAUGUUUUGUGCCUAUAAUCGAUAUAUUUAACCAAUUACAAUUGGGCCAUUCCCAUGCCCAGAAAUAAAAAUGUUCAGGGUUCAUCCAGGUUAUUGACAGGAUGGAAAAACAGAGUUACAUGAUUGUCUUAAUAGUGUUGAUUACUUCUUAAACACAGACAUGAAAAUACAGUGAAAAGACUGAACAGAAUGUGCAAAAAAUACAUUUUAUUGCAGGUCAUGUUUGACUUGUUCUUAUGUAAUAGUGGUCAGAUAAGACCCUCCUUUGUAAUAGAAGUUAACACUUUUGAAUGAUUCAUCAAACCAAUAUAUUGGUUCAUUGCUUUUUUCUUUGUGUACUUUAGGCUCCACCUUAUUAGAAGUCUCAAACUUCACUUAUGGAGUUUGUGGGUCGUCUUGUCUUGAAUCAGGGCUUUUUGCCAAAUGCUUUGGGUAUUUUUCUGCAAGAAAAUGCCUCCGUUAAUAAAAAUUAACAAAAGUAUUUGAACUAUUCAGAGGGCUCUGCAGCUAAACAAGUAGCCUCUCAUGCGCUUCCAGCCAUGUGAUUUGUCCAUAAAAGUGUUGUUUUGACUGGAUGCGCCUGUUGAUUUACAUGUUGGCCUUAUUACGCUGCCAAUUAAGUUAAGAAUAGACUUGAAAGUUGUACAAGAGACGUCAGCAGUCUGAAGCAAUGAAUGGGGGGGUUUUUUUGUGUGUGAAAGCUCGUCUGAGCUCUGCAAAAAUAGAAACACUCUGUGACCAACACAAUUAAGUUAAUUAACCCAGAAUGUGGAAUUUGCCACAGUUAAGAAAACUUGCUACUGACAUGUAGUUUAAGCUGUGAGACUGUGGCGAUUGUGCUGUAUAGUUUUGUCUUACCUUUUCUUGUGUAUACUGUAUAUUAACAUCUGUUUAUUGUCCAAAUUCCAGCAAUGUGAACUUUUGCAUGUUUGUCUUGUCUUGAAGCGUACCACUUGAGUAUUCAAAUUUUUGACUUUUUAAAGAUUCAGUAUGACUCAAGGACACUGAAAUUGUGCAGUUAUGACACAGCGAAUGUAUUUUUUCUGUGGCAGAAUACACCUAAAAGAUCAGAAUGGAAAAAAAAUAACACAUGAAACCUCUCCCUUAAAAUGAUUUAACACUUCAAAGGAAGCAGUUUUAUUUCAGUAAUGUUUCAAAGAAAUGGAAACUGAGGAAACAGAUGUGGGUAACACACGACAUCUCUGUAUGAGAAACCAAGCCGGGACUUGUUUUCAAUAAACUUCCAAAACAAAUUGAACAUUUAACUUUUUUUGAUUUAAAUGUGGGAUCAGGGAAGUUAGCUAGACUCUUCAAAUAGCUACCACAAUGGCUUUGAUUCAUUUUACAACAGGAACUAUCUGUAGCAGAUGGUUCAGUUCAAAUAAAAGUCCAGAAUUAGAAUCAUUAGAUGAAAUGGGUUUUUCCACAAUUUCACAGACAAGUAAACAUAAAAUAAAAGACCAAGAUGCAAGAGGACAACUGUACGAUGGUGACAUGCUCGCCUGAGACAAACAUAGCAGAAGUAUAAAAAAAGGAUCUGCAGUUUUCUGCAUGUACAGUGAAAGACUAAAUUCAAACAGGAUACAAUACUGAAAUGAACAGUAGUCAUAUAAUAAAAUGGAAAACACAUACAAAUACCAGAAGUGAUUCGUAUGAUUCAAUGUAUUAUUCAAAAACCUUGUCAGACAUUCACACACACCCCUGAAUUCCUGCUUGUAUAUUAAACAAUGACAAUAAAAAGAUCCAGUCUUCUAUAAAAUGUCAAUAACGCUGUUUUAAACACAGGAAAAACAAUUAUCCUGGAAAUACAAUGCUGAAUAGGUUGCACAAGAUUGGCCAGUGCUGUUUCUUUGCUUUUUUCUUGUCACCACAGAUGGAGGUCACUGAGAAACAGCCUGCACCUGCAGGCCAUGUUCCACUAUCAAAUAACAGUUUGGAUUAAAACAGAAGGUCACCUACAACACCCACACUCACAUUUGCUGCAGAAACCUAAUCUAGUUGGACUCUUUGCUGUUAAUAUAAUGUAAUCACAUUUAAGGUGCAGGCAGAGACUGGGAAGGUUUGUGAACUCCUUUUCCUCUCCAUUUCAUUUACGUUGAAUCAGGGUAAAUAUGUAGCCACAGCUAGUACCAACUUAGCUUAUCUUAACUUCUAGCCUGACUCUGUCUGAGGGUAAGAAAAUCUACCUACCAUUAACAUGGUCAUGUUAACGGUUACGUUCCAGACUAUUUGUUGGCCAGGAGCACACAUGACUCCAGUAAGUCACUUUGCCUUGAAAUAGCCUGGCACAUGACUCCCAUAAAACCACUAUUUGUCAUUUUUUACUCUUUUACUUUUUGCACACAUUAAGCAAACAAUAUAUAUUGUGUUAAUUAGUGAGCUUUAUGGGUGUUGCUAUGUUGAUUUCAGAGUCUUUGGACAGGAUGGGACUAGCUGUUUCCAUCUGUUUUCAGUCUGUAUGCUAAGCUAAGCUAACUACCUCCUGGCUCCAGCUUCAUAUUUAAUGGACAUACAUGACAGUGACAUCGAUCUUCUCAUUUAACUCUUGGCGAAAAAAAGCAAAAAUGUUUAUUCCCCAAGAUGCCGACCUUUUCCUUUAAUGCUUAUCUAAUGGGCCAAAUAAAUUAACUUUGUCAGCAUAAGAAAACACCUCCACUGUAAAUCCCAAUAUCAAAAUAUUUCCAUCAACAGUCGAUGCCAGUGUUUGUAAAAAGUAUAAAGCCAAUGUUGUCUUUACUGAAGGAAACAGGGCCUUAGUUUGGUAUUACUUCAGGAAAAAACAUGCUGCCCUCCUCAAGUUACUCAUUACAAAAGUCAGUAAGCCAUUAAUGGACAUUAGCGUGAGAGACUUUACUUAAUAUUGAACUAGCCGUUCACUCACUACCUUACACUAGAGACACCAAACAUUAGGGAUAAUUUCAGUCGGUGAAUAGAUAUUAUAGUAAUUACAUAUUGUUUGCAUUUAAAAGAUAAGACACUGGGUGCAUGUACUGUACAUUUUAAGUAACUACAGUACCAGUCACAUGUUUGGACUCACUUUCUCAUUGAAUGGAAAAGUGUUUCCAAACGUUUGACUGGUACUGCACAUCAAUGCAGCUUUUAAAACUCUUGUUGAUAUUGUCUUAAAUGAAACUAUCAAAUGAUAAAGUACAUCUAAAACAACAGGUUACAGCAUUCACAUUCAUAGCAAAUGGAUGUAUUCCAUAAAUACCUUAUGACAAUAUUAUUUGAGCUUUUAAUCAAAUCUUUAAACUACAGCUGAGAUAGCAGCAAAUUAGGAACAUCUCAAACUCCACAUACAGUAAAAAAAUAUACGCUUACUCCAUACAUAAGGACAGAACGCCUUACACAGUAUAUAUGCACAAUAAAGUGGUUAGUAGAUAAGAGUUAACAUUUGGUAUGAAAAUUCAGUUUCAAAAUAGCAGUCACUGUAAUUCACCGGAUAACUAUUCUUCAUAGUGUGCAAACUCUUCUUCUGAAUAUUCUCUGCACAACAUUUGUUGCAUGUGAACAUUUUAUGCAUCAAUUGAUGGCCUCUAAUGACCACCGAAUAUUUAAUUAAAGAAUAUAUAUCAACUCAGAUCACAAAAGAUGUGAUUAACCCUGUAUUAUAAUGUGUAGAUCAUAGCUUGGAACCUAUAAACUCCUCAGCCUGCAGACUGUAUACUGUAGCUCAAGUUUAAAAAUAAAAUAUACAGUAAAGUAAAAGAUAAAAUGUUAUUUCCAUGUAGUGGACUGUUAUGGAGAUGAUUAAACUCCAAGCUGCCAACAGCCUGAUUAUUGAAUGACUUUUGAGGAGAAGUCACAACAUGAAGCAUCCAAGUCAUUAACAAUGGAAAGAGGUGCGCAAGUUAUUUGGGCCACAUGAUAAAAACAUCAGUUAAGCAGCGAACAAAGAUAUCCACGCGGCUCCUCCAUUUAAACACAGAUAAAAAGCCAUGCACACGCAGCAUAUAAAGUUGCUGAGUUGGCAACACAAAACAAAAUAGAAGAAGAAAAAUAGAAGAAAUCACUUGAGUUGUUCCAGGGAAAACAGGAGUUAUCAAAUAUCGAUGUCCAAUGUGGGAUU
Thunnus maccoyii (southern bluefin tuna) is the source of this 6910-nucleotide messenger RNA. RefSeq names its product ST8 alpha-N-acetyl-neuraminide alpha-2,8-sialyltransferase 2 (gene st8sia2). The record is from RefSeq and is a predicted model, not a curated record. Lineage: Eukaryota; Metazoa; Chordata; Actinopteri; Scombriformes; Scombridae. Gene Ontology annotation, molecular function: alpha-N-acetylneuraminate alpha-2,8-sialyltransferase activity. Gene Ontology annotation, biological process: oligosaccharide metabolic process; N-glycan processing. The coding region runs from base 454 to 1599 and encodes 381 amino acids. The transcript is spliced from 6 exons.